Molecule: messenger RNA, 3322 nt
Organism: Poecilia latipinna (sailfin molly)
Lineage: Eukaryota; Metazoa; Chordata; Actinopteri; Cyprinodontiformes; Poeciliidae
Gene: cdc14ab
Product: cell division cycle 14Ab
Exons: 17
Coding region: 413-2275 (620 amino acids)
Biological process (GO): protein dephosphorylation
Source: RefSeq, a predicted model, not a curated record
UGGCAACGUAUCUUAAGGAGGGAUUUGGUCAAUCAGAGUUUCAGACUCUCGUCAAGCUUGCGGAGCUUUAACAUGCUAAUAUGCUAAUCAGAGCAUAUUUAUCGGGUAAAGGGGGAAAAACAAAACAAAAGAAACAAUGGGAAUAAAUUCGCAGUGAACGAGAGGAAGCUACAGUGACCGAUGGGAAGCUGAGGAGGAAGUUUUACAACUUUUUAAACACGCUGUGUGCGGUUCGCUGCUAGCUCCUCAACGGCUAGAGCUGCUAGCAGUUUGAAAACUUUCUGAAGCCGCCCAGGAGUUAGACGGACCCUUUCUGGAGUUUUCGGCAGAAGCUGAACGAGUGCAGGAAUUAGACUUGACUCAUGACCGUGGAGUUGUGAAUCGCUCCCCGGUUCCGUCUACCCUGUUCCGGAUGGCUGAGGAACGAGAGCCGCGGGGAGCGGCAGAGUUGAUCAAAGACCGUCUGUACUUCGCCACGUUACGCAGCAAACCCAAAAGCACCAUCAACACCCACUACUUCUGCACCGACGACGAGUUUGUCUACGAGAAUUUCUACGCAGACUUCGGGCCGCUGAACCUGGCCAUGCUCUACCGAUACUGCUGCAAGCUCAACAAGAAGCUGAAGUCGUUCACGCUGACCAGGAAGAGAAUCGUUCACUACACCAGCUUCGACCAGAGGAAGCGCGCCAACGCCGCCGUGCUGAUCGGCGGCUACGCCGUGAUUUACCUGAAGAAGACUCCAGAGGAAGCCUUCAGAGCGCUGAUCUCUGGCUCCAACGCCGCCUACCUGCCCUUCAGGGACGCCUCCUUUGGGAAUUGCACCUACAACCUCACAGUGCUGGACUGUCUGCAGGGAAUCAGGAAGGCUUUGCAGCACGGCUUCUUUGACUUUGAGACGUUUGAUGUGGACGAAUACGAACACUACGAGCGCGUCGAGAACGGAGACCUGAACUGGAUCGUCCCGGGAAAGUUUCUGGCCUUCAGCGGACCGCAUCCCAAAUCCAGGAUAGAAAACGGUUACCCUCUGCACGCGCCCGAGGCUUACUUCCCCUACUUCAGGAAGCACGGAGUGACCACCAUCAUCCGCCUGAACAAGAAGAUCUACGACGGAAAGCGCUUCACCAACGCCGGCUUCGACCACUACGACCUCUUCUUCAUCGACGGCAGCACGCCCAACGACACCAUCUUACGCCGCUUCCUGUACGUCUGUGAGAACGCGCAAGGAGCCGUGGCCGUCCACUGCAAAGCCGGUCUGGGCAGAACGGGCACUCUGAUUGGCUGCUACCUGAUGAAACACUACCGCUUCACCGCCGCCGAGGCCAUCGCCUGGAUCCGGAUCUGCAGGCCCGGUUCUGUCAUCGGGCCGCAGCAGAACUUCCUGGAAGACAAGCAGGCGUCUCUGUGGCUGCAAAGCCAGCACACUCUGAAGGGAAGAAUAGAGGACAAGACGGCGCAUCUCAUCAGCGGCCUGGACGAGCUGUCGCUAAGCUCCGCCCACAACGCCAACUUCCUCCGAUCGGCGAGCGCCGAACGUCUGCAGGAGGACUUUUCUGUCAGGCAAAAGUUUCAGUCGCCCACAGACAUCCUCAUUGAACUUUGUGACUCGAGGCAGUUGAGGCUACUGGGUGACAUUACAGACGGUUCGGGUCUUACGCAGGGCGACAAACUCCGAGCCCUGAAGAGCCGCCGCCACCCUCGCCCAUCUGUGAGCGGAGGAGCUGUGAGAUUUGAGGAGUCUAAGAGCCACCAUCGGCCCAGCUCACCGCCGCUCCGGUUAUCAAAAGGGAGCAGUCAAAGUCCCGCCUCGAUCCUCAAGCCCUCCAAACUCCCAGCAUCCUCUACUUCUCCUGCUGCCAAGAGGAUCGGGAGGAACUCGCUAUCGCCGAUGUCAAACAUCCGAAGCUCAGCUUUCGGCUCGCGCCUGGCCAGCUCCCUCGGAGAUCUCUACGCCGCCGACGCCGAGGAGGAUGAGAAGACUCCCUUCUCCUCUCUUCCUCCCUCCUCUUCCUCCUCUAUCUCUGUAAGCCCCGCCCCCUCGGCCCCUUCGCCCGGCUACAGUGGCGGGCUUCGCGGCGCGCAGCACGAGGUCAACAACAACAGUACCUUGUACGGCGGCUCCGCGGCGCCCCCUGCGGUCAAGGGUUAUAUGAGGCCGCAGCAUCAGGACGUCAGUGCCUUCAGGGGCCAUGGGCCCUACAGCGCCAUGAAGGGCCCCUCAGGACGUUACCUGAGCCGCUCCAUACCUUCUCUUCAGUCGGAAUACAUCCAGUACUAGAACCCGCGGCCCGACCUGAGGGUCCAGAACCACCUCCUCCUCUGACAGCUCCAGCUUUGAAUCGGGAACCCGAAUAAACCGGCGAGAGCUGGACUCUGGACUCAGACUGUAUGUGAGCGAAGCUGUGUGUAAAUGUGACCCGAUCGGCUCCACAGCGUUUUAUGUUCCUGACAGAACAACUCGGGCUUCAAAGUGCUUUUGAAGGUUUUUUGUUUCGUUUUGAUAAACGGGGACGGUCAGCUGAUCGGCGGCUCACCCCGUCGCCAUGGUUACAGUAUUUACGUCCAGUUUUGGUGAAGACGGGACUUGGUCUGAAACGCCUUAGAGAAGCUUUAAAAAACAAACUUUUAUCUUUAACGGACUGAAAAUAGACGGUUCUCUUUCUCAGGUUCAGAUUUACGACACCAGCAACAAAGAAGGAAAAAAGUUUUAUCUGUUUCAGUUUGAUGCUUCCAACAUGCCUGGAAAAUAAUGAAAUGAGCAAGAAAACUUUAACUAGGCUAAAAUGUAGUUGUAGUUGCCGUGGAGACAUGAGCAGAAGUGUAGUUCGAGUGUCGUUUUUACGGUCGGACUGAACAGUUUUACCAGCACAAACCAGCAGCUGCCUGCAGGGGGCGCUCAGCAGAUCACAUCAUGUUAUAUUUUAAUGUUUACUAAUCGACUCGUCUUAAAAAUUGUUACAUGUGUUUUUUUGUAAGCCGGAUCCGUCCGAGCCCGUCUGAUUUUUGUCCCUCGGCUGAAGAAGUUCUGGAUUCUUCCAGUAAUCGGGUCCAAAGGCUCGGUUCCGACCCGUAUCACACCUCCAGCUGGGAGAAUUCGGACCGGAGCCGCAGUUUCAAACAGGCCCAGAGUGCCUUCUACACGUUAUCAUGAAGAAGAGACUUUUAUUGUGGCGGUCCCCAACAGGAAGUUGUGUGGCUGCUGUUUUAACCAUGAAUGUUUUUUCAUCUGUAUUUAUGUCACUGAGACUUUAAAGGGAAGUCAGAAAAUAAUGUUUUCUCUCAACUGAACCAAGAGUUUCUGCACAAAUAAAAACAGGAAACACAA